AUGAUUUCAUUAAAUUCAACAGAAAUUGUGAGUGAUUUAAAGGCAAUUGUAAGCACUCCUCAGUACUAUAAGCAUAUCGGCACAACUCAUGGGCUUAUUAAGCAGCUUUUUCCUGUCAGGUCACAUCAAUCUUUUUCAGAUUCAAAAUUUGCAAAAAUGCCUAUAGAAGAAGAUAUCGAAACAAAGCUAAAAAAAAUUGAAGACUAUAGAAUAUCCUUGCAAAAUAAACGCCCUUUAUCUCAAACUUCUAGUUUUCUAGCAAUAUCUAGAGAGAAAAGAGAAAGGAUUCAAAAAAUGAACUGCAGCAUUGCUCCACCUCCAACUCAAUAUAACCCACAGUACGAUUCUAUAAAGCCUCGGCUAAUUAAUACCUCGCAAUAUAAGAAAAGGGCUUAUUGUGGAAAAAAGAGAAAAAUUUCACUACCAGACUGCAUAGACGAAUAUGAUUUGGAAUGCAAAUACCCGAUGAGGAUAUCUUUAUCAGGAAUAUCGAAACAAAUGACAGUGGAUGAGUAUAGCACUUUAUUAAACGAAAGCGUAAUAAAACAAAUAAAGCCGCUCCCUGAUCUACCUCAAGGCCAUGUUUCUUGUGUAAGCUUUAGUAAACAAGCAAAACGAAAAGGGCUCCCUUUAAAUCAUUUAAAUGAGUCAAGGCUUCAGCUGAACCCUAAAAUAGUCAAUCAUGGUAAAAAACAAAAAGCUCCAAGCUUUGAUAAAUAUACGAGGAGGAAUGAGCUGUUUGUAAAAAUCGAAAAAAGUCCUCUAUGCCUGAAUGAGAAAUUCCUAACGAGACAAUUAAGCCUAAAGUGUAUGUUUAGACUUUCGAAUAAACUAAAAAAAGAUGAUGAUUAG
Blepharisma stoltei is the source of this 852-nucleotide messenger RNA. Lineage: Eukaryota; Ciliophora; Heterotrichea; Heterotrichida; Blepharismidae. The record is from the annotation of a GenBank genome assembly.